AUGACCUGGAAGAGAGCAAUAGAAUCAAGAAUAAUCGACUUGACAAACUGGUCAAGUGUUGAGUGGUCGCAAAUUCUGAAAACUGAAGAUAAAGCGAAAUUAUUCAGAACGUGUCAGCAAAAAUUAUUAAAAGAUCAAAUCGAUAAAAAUGUUAUUUGUUUAAUUGACAAUACCAGUCUGAGAAAUUUAAAUGAUUUGAAACAGUUAAAAGAUAAACUAUCAAACAUUAGAUCUGAAGAUGGCAAUUUAUUGGCUGAAAUUAUUUCUUUUUUGAUCGAAAAAGAGUCUAAAGCAGUGAAAACUAGAAAAAGACGUAAAAUCCAUGCAGAAUAUGUUAAAUUUGGGAAUGAGUCUACUAAAUUAGAUGUUAUUAUAGAGUUACGCAAUUAUGGUAUUGAACUGGUAACUGCAGAAGUUGGCAUCACUCAAAAAGACUAUGAUGAUUUGAAGUUUCGUGAGGAUCAUACAGCAUUAAAAAUAGAAUUGAAGGACAUGAUAGAUAACUUCUAUGAUGUGCUUCAUUUUAAAAAGAAAGAUUUAGCCAAAAUCUUUGUCAUGGGAAUCCAAGCAACUGGUCAAAAGUGGACAAUAUAUUGUCUAUCAUAUAAUUAUGAUGUUAAUUUUUAUUUUUUAUCGGAAGUUACUAUGUUAAUUAUUCCAAAGACUAUGUCGGCAGUGGAAAGUUUAUUGGGUCCAUUCAUUAAAAAUCUUCUUAGGUUUAGGCAUACAUUAUUGAUGCUUAACACAAAAAUUACAAUAGCUCGCCAAUCUACCCCUCUCCACCUUCGUCACCUCCACAUCAAACCUCUGAAACCUCAAAUAUUGACCGAGUGA
Molecule: messenger RNA, 834 nt
Organism: Funneliformis geosporum
Lineage: Eukaryota; Fungi; Glomeromycota; Glomeromycetes; Glomerales; Glomeraceae
Source: the annotation of a GenBank genome assembly